UGCUUGUGUCAUUUCAUGUUUUGAUGUGCGAUAAAUAUUUUCAUUAAGAAAGUUUAUGAAGAGUAAAAAAGUUUGAUGAACAGUAUGUAAAAUUUCAACAAACACAAAGGGAAAAGAAAUGUCCUCAACGGAAGAACUCAACGAUUCCAUUCGAUUGUACAAUGACCAGCUCGCCCAGGUGGACCUUGCCCUGGCGGCAUCCGACGACGCGGACGAGCGAACAAACCUGGAAAGCCUGAAGCGCGACCUGACCGAACUUCUCAACCUGACCCGCGAAACCCUGGACCAUGAGCAGCAGCAGCAACCUGAGACUAGUGCAACGCCAGCCGAUAACAAUGAUAUCGAUAAGGAAUUCGCCCUUUUCAUGGCGGAGGUGAAAGAGCUGGACGACGGCGGUGGCGCCGCCACCGGCCCAGAUUCCACUAAGCAGGACCUGCAGGAACUGGUUGGGAGUAAGUGUUCCGCCCCGCACACCCACAAAUGGGGCUCCCGGUCACACCACAACGCACUGAUUUGCAGCGUUCAACAGGAUGAUGAUGAUGGCGACGGGGACAACACUACGGUGAAGGUGCUGUUCAUCAACCCGACGCACCAGGAGAUGGUUCCGUGCGCGUACUAUCUGGAGGGGGAGUGCAAGUUUAGCGAUGAAAAGUGUCGCUUCUCGCACGGCCAGUUGGUCGCGUUUCUGGAGCUGAAGGAGUACCGGGAGCCGCGGUUCGAGCUGCUUCGGAGGAGAGGUGCGCGAGUGUUGGCCAAGCAGAAGAGCCGACUGUGGGAGAAGGGAGUGGUGCGGGAGGCGGAUUUCGAGGGGAAGGUGUGCACGGUGAAGCUGGACGAGUCGAAGCGGGAGGUGGAGGUUCCGUUUGAGGAUGUGUUUCCGCUGGAGAGUGGGGAAAGUUGUGAUUCUGACUUGGAGGGGGAUUCCGGGAGUGAGGAAGAAGAUGACGUGGUGGCGAUCCGGCAGGCGGAGAUCAUAUCGAGGAGUUUGCUGAAUCCGGUGCCGUCGCAACGGCUGGGGGACUGGGAGAAGCACACCAAAGGGAUGGGCUCACGAAUUAUGCAAAAGAUGGGAUACGUCGUUGGGGCUGGGCUUGGGUGUCGGGGAGAAGGUAUUGUGGUGCCGAUCGGUGCGCAGGUUCUUCCGCAGGGUCGCUCGUUGGACUAUUGCAUGCAGCUGCGCGAGAAGGCCAACGGGGACGCGGAUUUGUUCAGCGUGGAGAAGAAGUUGAUGCGCGAUAAGAGGAUUCAGGAGAAACGCGAUGCUCAAGAGAGUGCACGGCAGAAGGGUCGCAAGGACGUGUUUAGUUUCAUCAACAGCGAUAUUCUGGGAAAUGACGCGGGACCGUCGAGCUCGAGCUCGACGAAGAAAUCCCAACCGAGCACGACGCUGGAUCUGCCAAAAUUUGCUUCGAAGGACCUCAACAUUGCCAGCUUGAAAUUGGCGGAGCAAACUCGUCGAUUGCAGGCCGAAGUGGAUAAGCUGACACACUCGUUGAAGCGACACCAGCCUGGGACGCAGAUGCACUCCAGCUUGCAGAAGCAGCUGUUUGCAAAGCGAAAGGAAAUUUUGCAAAUGCAAGCCACGGAGGAUUCAAUUUCGAGGGAGCAGCAGCUGCGAUCGGACAAGCGAAAAAUGACAGUAUUUUAA
This is a messenger RNA of Culex pipiens pallens (northern house mosquito), 1648 nucleotides long. Its product is annotated as zinc finger CCCH-type with G patch domain-containing protein. NCBI's taxonomy places the organism in Eukaryota, Metazoa, Arthropoda, Insecta, Diptera, Culicidae. The transcript has 2 exons. Gene Ontology annotation, biological process: regulation of transcription by RNA polymerase II; negative regulation of DNA-templated transcription. Gene Ontology annotation, molecular function: metal ion binding; DNA-binding transcription factor activity, RNA polymerase II-specific; RNA polymerase II cis-regulatory region sequence-specific DNA binding. Gene Ontology annotation, cellular component: nucleus. Bases 119 to 1648 code for a protein of 509 amino acids. The record is from RefSeq and is a predicted model, not a curated record.